Molecule: messenger RNA, 3888 nt
Organism: Tetranychus urticae (two-spotted spider mite)
Lineage: Eukaryota; Metazoa; Arthropoda; Arachnida; Trombidiformes; Tetranychidae
Gene: Mtp
Product: microsomal triacylglycerol transfer protein
Biological process (GO): lipid transport; lipoprotein metabolic process
Cellular component (GO): basolateral plasma membrane; Golgi apparatus; endoplasmic reticulum
Molecular function (GO): lipid binding
Source: RefSeq, a predicted model, not a curated record
UUACUCUUGUCCCUGACAUGAUCAUGGAUAAAACAAAUAUUUCGCUGAUUGAUAAUGAUCAAUGAUUAAACUGUGUAUAUAAUCAUAAAUAACAAAGUGAUUGGAAGUGAUUCAUUUAAAGCAGAUGGAUAUGAAAGAUGAAUGAGUCAAUGGCCGUUUCUCUGCUAAUCAGCUAAUGCUAUUUGAUCAAUUAUUUAAUUAUUGAACAUCUUUAUUGGGUCAACUCUAGUAAAUCUAUUCUAAUAUUUACUCACCAAUGGGCUUUUUUGCAACCUAAUCUUCACAUCACCAGCCAACAUCUUCAACUGUAUCAGGCUCAUUACUUUCUCUCUCAUCAUCUUUGGUUAUCAUCUUUUAUCAUCAACAUCAUUUUUUCCUCUUCAUUUCUUGUUGGUUUUUCAAUGAUGUUUUCAAUUUAAGUUAUGUUGCUGUGUUAACGUCAAAAUUGUUUGCCUUUUCUUCAAUUCCUUUUGUUUUAACCGUUUGUGAUCUACUCCUAUUUAAAUGACUAAUUGCCAAUUUUUUCUUGUGCCAUUGCAAACAACUCUACAAACAUCGUUAAUAAGACCAGUUUAUUUUAGUUGCCAUUGACAAUCAUUGACGGUCUCAACAUUAUCAACGCCACAAUUCAGUUAAUUUAUUCAUUUGUUAUAAAGCCAAUUGAUGCCAAAUCGAACCAAUUGCAAUUCAACUUUAAAGAUAUUAGACAAUCUUGGAAUAUUUAUUUGUUACCUGACUCUUUGAAUUUACUACUCGAUCUUUUUUAAUCGUAACCAAAUCAAGAUGAAUCAAAUUAUAGUCAUGUUACUCAAGAUUCUUUUGCUCAAUUUAAGCUGGUUAAUCAACUGUCAUCCAGCUCCAUCAAUGGUUCUUUGCCAUGGAUUACAAUUAAAUGUAAAAUACUAUUAUGAUUAUUGGACAAUGCUGAUGCUAAACAACGAUGAUCACACUGGUAAAGAGCCAGUUUCUUUUGGUUACAAGGGAACUUUUCUGGUUGAAAAUGUUUGGCAAGAUAAAACAAAUUAUGUGAUUAAAGUUGAUUUUACUCCAAGUUCAACGGGCCAUUAUCUUGAUCAUGACGGUAAACCAGUUCGUGGACCCGGUUAUGGAUCAACAAACUACCACUCAUAUCCAUUAUUUGCUCAUAUAGUUGAUUCAAAUGACAUGCAAAUUGUUAAAUCAUUUUACCGCCACAACAAAGAAUCUAUUACUUCUGUUAAUCUUAAGAAAGCCAUAGUAUCAUUAUUACGAACUAAAAAGACAAAUUAUAGUAAAGACGUAACCUGGAAUAAAAAAGGUCAAGAUAUUGAACAAUCUUAUUCAUCAAAGACGGAUAAAAUAGAGCCCAUCAUGAGUCCACUUAUAAUUGACGAAUGGUCAAUAUCAACAAAUCUUGGAAGAGAUCAUACUCUUGUUACGGAAAGUGUUGGUUGGCAAAAUGUUUCAUUGAUUUCUCGCAUCUACAACACUGCAUACUCAAAAUUACACUCAAGGUUCACAUUGAAACUGAAUCGCGAAGAGAAAGGAGCAAAAUCAAAAUUAAGUUCAGUACCGGCCAUCAGCAGUGUUUUUGAAUCACUGGGUGAAGAUUACAUCGAGGAUCACUUAUUAUAUCAAAGGGAACAACAAACUUGUCAUAAUUGUGCGACAUUGAAGACUUUGGAAAAGGAUUAUGAAGAGCACAUGAGUGACACUGAAAUGGCAUCGAUUCCAGCGUCUAUAGCUUACCUAAAACUUGUGGAUCGGGUUAGAUCUGGAGGUCCUGGUACUAGUAAACAAGACAUCAUUAAUUUAUUACAACAAAGGAAGCAAAAAAAGGAUGUUUUAUCUUCCUUAUUGGAUAUCAUGGCUGGUACUCGAACUGACCAAUCGUUGUCUGCAUCCUUUGAAUUCCUUGAUCUACCUCGCAAUGAAGAUUUGGACAUUUGUGAAAGAUUUUUAUCAUCUCUUUCUGUUUCUUGUUUGACUGCUACGCAAUCAUCUAGUGAUUUGUCUUUAUCUAGUCUUCAAUUCAUUAUAAGCAGUCUCAAAGAAAUUGUUCAUGUUCCAAAUUGGAGAUCUAACAAGCUAAAAUGGUCAACUAUUAUGACUCUUGGAACCGCUUUAAGAGCGUAUAAUACUCUUCAAAUCAACUCAUACGUAGAUAAUCAUAAUCGUGAUAUAAUUCAGUUAAUUACAACGGAAUUGGAUAACUGUGAUGAUACCGAAUGUCGGGUUUCUUUACUACAUGCUUUUGGAAACGCAGGAAAUCUGAAAUUAUCUUUAAAAGUUCUUAGUGGCCAUGCAAUCAAUUUAAAAGCAAGACAAGAAUCAGUUGCUGCUUUAAAAUCAAUCAAGGAAUGUCUCGAUCACUUAUUUGACAAGUGUAACAGCAACAUAAUCCAUGACAACGAGUCUACUUGUAUCAAACACUAUUUAACCGAAGAUGAACUUAAAAAGCUCAUAACACUGAUUUCUCUUGUAAUCUGGAAUGAAAAACUCGAAUCAACUUCUCGAAUAAUUGCUACAGAAAUAGCUACUCAUUACAUUCAAGAUGAUUCACUAGUCAAUUCUAUUUUAAAAGAGGUAGAACAUUUUGACAACUUUGAAAUGUCUACUCUCAUGUGGAAUAGAGCAUUGAGACACCGUCGAUCAACUGGAAAUGAAACAUCAAAACCUGCCAAUUGGCUUCUCCAUUCAAAUCGAUUCAACGGAUCCAGUGCUUCAUUUCAUAAAGUAAUGGGAGGAACUGGUACAAUGAAUGCUUCCUAUGGAAUCACCAUGGAAUUGCUGAGCAAGGCAAGACUUUUGAAAGAAAGUGCAUUUUCUUUUGAACUCCAGAGCAAUACAAGUAAACCUCAACACAUUUUAACAGUCGGUCUAAUUGCCAGAGGUUUGGGUAGUUUGGCUGGAGAUGAUGGGUCAAGUAGUGAAGAAGAAACCACAUCUGCUGGGAUGAUUUUGAAAGUUCUUGGUGUUCAACUUCGACCUUAUACCUUUUUCAGUGGUAAAGGAGAGCUAAUGGGUCAUGUCUGGUCUGGUACUGCUAGUGAUCCGAUAACUGCCUUUUCUGGUAAUCUGUUAGUCUCAGAUCACCAACAUGGAUAUAAUUUAAUCAAUGGGUUCGUCCUGGAGCAACAAGUUAGAGGAGUUCUUUCCCUUGAAUUGACUGGAGAAAUUCAAAUAUCUCUUUGGAACCGCAAUUCUCAUUCCAUAGUUAAAGCAAAAGGAUCUUUGCUUGUCCAAGGAUCUCAAGCUGUUUUGACGAGUGACAUAACAACGAAAAUUUCACAAAAAUUUGCAUUUGGAGGUUCAUCAUCAAUGGAUUUGGUUACUGAUGCUGAAUUUUAUAACUUGCCUUUCAAACAUUGCCUACAAAUGCAUCAACCUGAGUUGAUAUUUCGACACAACACAAGAAAGUACGAACAAAUUGACUCGGAUAAAGUCAAUGCUAGGAUACAUCGUCGUAAUUAUUACAUUCCUGCCAAAUCAUUCGCUUUUCACCGGGAUAACAAUGAAAUGUGUGCUUUAAUGAACAGUUGAUUAGGACAAACUAGGAUUAGAAAAUUACAUUUCUCUAUUUAUUGGAAGCAAUCAUCACACAAAUGGGACCAAUCGAUAUUAGCAAUAGAGUCAUGAUUCCAGAAUCUUCAAAUGGAAAGAAGCUUCUUGAAUUGUGUUUUUACAAAUCUUUUUUUUCACGGUCAGAUCAAUUGUUUCUGAUUUGUAGAGUUUUGUGACAUUUUUAAAUUGUGCAAAUAAUUUAGGCAUUUUACGUAACAUCAAAUUGUUUCAUAGUUUUAAGUAUUCACUGUUUUCAUACUAUUGAAUAUACUCUAUUUUUUAUUCACAAUCUCAUGUAUAAAACUCAUCUUUAAUUGAAAGUUAACCAAAUUUAGCAGCAUUUUA